AUGGAGCUGGACCCCCAUGCCAGCAUGCAGGUCGGGAUGAGGGUAGUCCGUGGAGUGGACUGGAAGUGGGGCAGCCAGGACAGCGGCGAGGGCAACGUGGGCACCGUGGUGGAGAUCGGCCGGACGGGCAGCCCCACCACCCCCGACAAAACCGUGGUGGUGCAGUGGGAUCAGGGCAACAGAACCAACUAUCGCACGGGCUUCCAGGGGGCUUACGACCUGCUGCUCUAUGACAACGCCCAGAUAGGUGUCCGUCACCCCAACAUCAUCUGUGACUGCUGCAAGAAGCAUGGCAUCCGAGGCAUGAGGUGGAAAUGCAAAAUGUGCUUUGACUAUGACCUGUGCACCCAGUGCUACAUGAACAACAAACACGACCUGUCGCACUCCUUCGAGCGCUACGAGACCGCUCAUUCCCAGCCGGUCCUAGUGAGCCCUCGACAGAAUCUGACUCGCAUCACAUUAAAAGGGACUUUCCAGGGGGCUAAAGUGGUCCGUGGGCCUGACUGGGAAUGGGGUAACCAGGAUGGGGGUGAGGGCAAGACUGGCCGCGUGGUCGAUAUCCGGGGCUGGGACGUGGAGACCGGCCGCAGCGUCGCCAGCGUCACCUGGGCAGAUGGAACCACCAACGUCUACAGGGUGGGCCACAAGGGAAAAGUGGACCUCAAAUGUACUGUGGAGGCUUCUGGGGGCUUCUACUACAAGGAGCACCUCCCAAAAUUAGGGAAACCAGCUGAGCUGCAGAGGAAGGAGAGCACAGACAGGCAUCCCUUCCAGCACGGGGACAAGGUGAAGUGCCUGCUGGACAUCGACAUCCUGAGGGAGAUGCAGGAGGGCCAUGGAGGCUGGAAUCCCAAAAUGGCUGAGUUCAUUGGGCAGACAGGGACCGUGCACAGGAUCACAGACAGAGGGGACGUGAGGGUCCAGUUCAACAGUGAGACCCGCUGGACUUUCCAUCCUGGAGCCCUGACCAAGCUCAACACCUUUUGGGUUGGUGAUGUGGUCCGGGUGAUAGAUGAUAUGGAAACAGUGAAGCGGUUCCAACCUGGUCAUGGGGAGUGGACAGAUGAGAUGGCACCUACCUUGGGGCACAUUGGGAAGGUGAUCAAGGUCUAUGGGGACGGAGAUCUGCGGGUGUCAGUGGGGGGACAGUCCUGGACCUUCAACCCUGCCUGCCUGACAGCCUACCAGAGGGAGGAGGAGGCCAACCUGAUGACCACGGAGAGUGCCAAGGAACCCAAAAGUACUUUGGUGACUGUCCUGGAGAAGCUGCUGUCCCAGAGGACAGAGUCAGAGCAUGCAGGGUGCCUGGUCAUUUGUGCAGCCCUCAACAAUGCAGCCAAAGUCAGAGAGCUCCUCCAGAAAUACCCAGACAAGGUGGAUGCCAAGAACCAGGGCAGGACUGCCCUGCAAAUUGCCUCUUACCAGGGGCACCUGGAGGUGGUGAAGACGCUGCUGCAGGCUCAUGCCAACGUUGACCUGCGGGAUGACGAGGGGGACACGGCGCUGCACUACGCAGCCUUUGGAAACCAGGCUGAAGUUGCCCGUGUGCUGCUGGCUAAAGGAGCCAGUGCAGACCUGCUGAACAAUGCCAAGUGCACAGCCCUGUACAUUGCUGUCAGCCAAGGGUUUACAGAAGUGGUGAGGGCCCUCUGUGAGCUCAACUGUGAUGUCAACCUCCCAGAUUCCCAGGGAGACACCCCCCUGCAUUAUGCUAUCACUCUGGACUACAAAGUCGUGAUUGAGAUUCUCACUGAAGUUCCCAACAUAGAUUUCACUGUCCAGAACUGUCAAGGCUUCAACCUGCUCCACUAUUCUGCCCUGAAAGGCAACAAACUAGCCAUAAAGAAGAUUCUGGCCAGGGCUCGGCAGCUGGUGGACUCCAAAAAAGAAGAUGGAUUCACUGCCCUGCACCUUGCUGCUCUCAACAACCACAUGGAAGUGGCUGAAAUUCUCAUCAAAGAGGGCCGCUGCGACGUGAACCUGAAAAACAACCGGAACCAGAGCCCGCUGCACCUGGCUGUGAUCCAGGGCCACGUGGGGAUGGUGCAGCUGCUGGUGAGCCAGGGCAGUGAUGUCAAUGCUGAGGAUGAGGAUGGGGACACGGCCAUGCACAUCGCCCUGGAGCGCCAGCAGCUCAUGGCCCUGGCCAUGGAGAAGCGGGAGGGGGAGAUGGGAGCAGCCCUCCUUUCCAAGCUGCAGGCUUCUGGCUUCCUGGGAAAUGUGGAGCUGAAUGUUGGGACUGCCAUUGCCUGCUACUUAGCACAAGAGGGAGCAGAUAUUAAUUAUGCAAAUCAUCGAGGAAAGUCUCCUUUGGACCUCAUUACAGAUGGAAGGAUUGUCCAGAUCAUCAAAGACUUCUCACAGAAAUUCAGGUAAUGAGCCUCAGGAAGCCCUUACAAACCAGACCUUCGCCGUGUGCACACCACGCCCAACACCAUGACCAACCUCAGUGUCUGCAGCGUGGCAGUGCCCACAGAGUGCCUGGUCUGCUCAGAGCUGGCCUUGCUCAUCCAUUUCUUCCCAUGCCAGCACAGUAUUGUGUGUGAAGAAUGCUCCAGGAGGAUGAAGAAGUGCAUCAAAUGUCAAGUGACAAUAACCAAAAAACUGAAACAAGACAGCACGGAGGUGGAGUGCAGCCCCAGCUCCGAGUGCACGGAGCAGAGGAAGCUGAUGGAGGAGCUGCAGAGCCGCUACCGGCAGAUGGAGGAGAGGAUCACCUGCCCCAUCUGCAUCGACGACCAGAUCAAGCUGGUGUUCCAGUGCGGGCAUGGCUCGUGCCCAGACUGCAGCACGGCCCUCACCGUGUGCCCCAUCUGCCGCCAGGCCAUCCGCGAGAGGAUCCCCAUCUUUGUGUGA
Molecule: messenger RNA, 2856 nt
Organism: Cinclus cinclus
Lineage: Eukaryota; Metazoa; Chordata; Aves; Passeriformes; Cinclidae
Gene: MIB2
Product: MIB E3 ubiquitin protein ligase 2
Exons: 18
Biological process (GO): protein ubiquitination
Cellular component (GO): cytoplasm
Molecular function (GO): protein binding; ubiquitin-protein transferase activity; zinc ion binding
Source: RefSeq, a predicted model, not a curated record